Molecule: messenger RNA, 258 nt
Organism: Lemur catta (Ring-tailed lemur)
Lineage: Eukaryota; Metazoa; Chordata; Mammalia; Primates; Lemuridae
Product: zinc finger protein 736-like
Exons: 3
Coding region: 1-258 (85 amino acids)
Biological process (GO): regulation of DNA-templated transcription
Source: RefSeq, a predicted model, not a curated record
AUGACAAAAUCCGUGGAUCUGCCUGUUGAAGAGUUGACAUUCAGGGAUGUGGCUGUAGAAUUCUCUCCAGAAGAGUGGGCAUGCCUUGACAGUACUCAGCGGAAUUUGUAUAGGAAUGUGAUGUUAGAGAAUUACAGAAACCUGGUCUGUCUGGGUCUUGCUGCCUCUAAACCAGACUUGAUCCAGUGUCUGGAGCAAAGAAAAGAGCCCUGGAAUGUGAAGAGAGAGGACACAACAGCAAAACACCCAGGUAGGUGA